AUGAGAAGCUGGAACCAAACAGUGCUGCUGGACUUCAUCCUUAUGGGGCUGACAGAUUCUGCAGAGAUGCAGCUGGCAUUAACUCUGCUGUUUCUUCUGACUUACUUGAUUUCUGUAUUGGGAAACCUAGGCAUGAUCAUGAUCAUUUAUCUGGAUCAUCAGCUUCACACACCUAUGUAUUUUUUUCUUGCUCACCUCUCAUUCAUUGACCUCAGUUUCUCAAGUGUCAUCACACCUAAAACCUUAGUGAACUUACUGACUUCUACCAAAAGUAUUUCAUUCCUGGGCUGUUUCACACAGAUGUACCUUUGUAUCUUUUUUGCUAGUUCUGAAAUUUGUCUCCUCUCUGCAAUGGCCUAUGAUCGCUAUGUGGCUAUCUACAAUCCUCUACAGUACCCUGUUAUAAUGUCCUCAAGACUCUGCUGUGUCCUGGUUAUUGGCACUUAUAUGAUUGGCUUUGUGGAUUGUUCUUUCCUUGUGUUUUCUAUAGCUAGGUUGUCUUUCUGCAAUUCCAAUGUAAUUCAUCACUUUUUUUGUGAUAUAUUUCCAGUUUUAGCUCUAUCCUGCCAUGAUACAUUUGCCAAUGAAAUUCUAGUAUAUAUUUGUGGUUGUUCUACACUGUUAUUGUCCCUGAUCCCAGUGUUCUGGUCCUAUGUGUCCAUUCUCUCUACUAUUCUGAAAAUUAAGUCUACUUCAGGAAAGCAGAAAGCCUUCUCCACCUGUGCCUCUCACUUGCUGGGAGUUACCCUCUUUUAUGGGACAACAAUCUUUACUUAUUUAAAACCCAAGAAGUCCUACACCCUGGGCAAGGAUCAAGUGGCAUCCGUGUUUUACACGAUUGUGAUCCCCAUGCUCAAUCCACUCAUUUAUAGUCUUAGAAACAAGGAAGUGAAGAAUGCUUUCUUUCGAGUCGUGAAGAAGACUGGGGGAUUCUGGCAACUAACAUAA
Messenger RNA from Dipodomys ordii (Ord's kangaroo rat), 948 nucleotides. Its product is annotated as olfactory receptor 8H1-like. Lineage: Eukaryota; Metazoa; Chordata; Mammalia; Rodentia; Heteromyidae. Gene Ontology annotation, biological process: G protein-coupled receptor signaling pathway; sensory perception of smell. The transcript has a single exon. Bases 1 to 948 code for a protein of 315 amino acids. Gene Ontology annotation, cellular component: membrane. Gene Ontology annotation, molecular function: G protein-coupled receptor activity; olfactory receptor activity; odorant binding. The record is from RefSeq and is a predicted model, not a curated record.